Messenger RNA from Nestor notabilis (Kea), 1573 nucleotides. RefSeq names its product dishevelled segment polarity protein 1 (gene DVL1). Gene Ontology annotation, biological process: canonical Wnt signaling pathway; intracellular signal transduction. Gene Ontology annotation, molecular function: frizzled binding. Lineage: Eukaryota; Metazoa; Chordata; Aves; Psittaciformes; Psittacidae. The annotation marks the transcript as partial. The record is from RefSeq and is a predicted model, not a curated record. The transcript has 14 exons. Gene Ontology annotation, cellular component: cytosol.
GGUGGUAAAGGAGGAGAUCUCAGAUGACAAUGCAAAGCUCCCUUGCUUCAAUGGAAGAGUGGUGUCCUGGCUGGUCCUGGCUGAAAGCUCCCACUCUGACACUGGCUCCCAGUGCACCGAGAGCCACACAGACCUUCCUCCUCCCAUCGAGAGAACCGGUGGCAUUGGAGACUCCCGACCUCCCUCUUUCCACCCUAAUGCUGCCAGCAGCCGGGAUGGCCUGGACAAUGAAACAGGGACAGAGUCAGUUAUCAGCCACCGGCGAGAGAGGCAUCGGCGGAGAAACAGAGAAGGGCACGAGGAUGUCCCUCGGAUCAAUGGCCAUCCAAAACUGGACCGGCACCGUGAGCACCCCCCUGGCUAUGACAGCUCUUCAACCAUGAUGAGCAGUGAGCUGGAAUCCAGCAGCUUCAUUGACUCUGAUGAUGAUGACAACACAAGCAGGUUGAGUAGCUCCACUGAGCAAAGUACUUCAUCCCGGCUCAUUCGGAAGCAUAAACGCAGGAGGAGGAAACAAAGGAUGCGGCAGAUUGACAGGUCGUCUUCGUUCAGCAGCAUCACUGAUUCCACCAUGUCCCUAAACAUCAUCACUGUCACCCUCAACAUGGAAAAGUACAACUUCCUGGGAAUCAGCAUUGUAGGACAGAGCAAUGACCGGGGUGAUGGUGGCAUAUACAUCGGCUCUAUUAUGAAAGGAGGAGCUGUGGCAGCAGAUGGCCGAAUUGAACCAGGAGACAUGCUUCUGCAGGUGAAUGAUGUCAACUUUGAGAACAUGAGCAACGAUGAUGCAGUUCGGGUGUUACGGGAAAUAGUCUCCAAACCAGGACCUAUCAGCCUAACAGUAGCCAAAUGCUGGGACCCUACUCCCAGGAGUUAUUUCACCAUCCCCAGGGCUGAACCAGUGAGGCCAAUUGACCCUGCAGCAUGGAUCUCUCAUACCACAGCCAUGACGGGAGCGUACCCCCGUUACGGUAUGAGCCCCUCCAUGAGCAUCACCACAUCUACCAGCUCCUCACUAACAAGCUCAAUUCCCGAGUCGGAAAAAUUAGAAGAAUCUCCCCUAACUGUGAAGAGUGACAUGGCUACUAUUGUCAAGGUGAUGCAGCUACCAGACUCAGGCCUUGAAAUUCGGGACAGAAUGUGGUUGAAAAUUACCAUCUCCAAUGCAGUGAUAGGAGCAGAUGUGGUUGACUGGCUUUACACACACGUGGAAGGCUUCAAAGACCGACGGGAGGCACGAAAAUAUGCCAGCAGCAUGUUAAAACAUGGCUACCUCAGGCACACUGUGAACAAAAUCACCUUCUCAGAACAGUGCUAUUACGUCUUUGGAGACCUCUGUGGCAAUAUGGCUGCACUGAACCUUAACAAUGGUUCCAGCGGAGCCUCAGAUCAGGAUACCCUUGCUCCACUUCCACAUCCUGCUGCUCCCUGGCCAUUAGGCCAAGGAUACCCCUAUCAGUAUCCUCUGCCCCCUCCGUGUUUUCCACCAGCGUACCAAGACCCAGGCUUUAGCUAUGGUAGCGGCAGUGCAGGGAGCCAGCAAAGUGAAGGUAGUAAGAGUACUGGGACAUGA